Molecule: messenger RNA, 4439 nt
Organism: Populus nigra (black poplar)
Lineage: Eukaryota; Viridiplantae; Streptophyta; Magnoliopsida; Malpighiales; Salicaceae
Product: cyclin-dependent kinase G-2-like
Exons: 6
Coding region: 498-2558 (686 amino acids)
Biological process (GO): regulation of mitotic cell cycle; protein phosphorylation
Cellular component (GO): nucleus
Molecular function (GO): cyclin-dependent protein serine/threonine kinase activity; ATP binding
Source: RefSeq, a predicted model, not a curated record
GCAGCCGACUCAGAAACUGUAUAUAAAUUAUUCCAAUUACUGGCGGAGGUCAAACCAGAACACCGCACAUAAUUGCGUAAACGCGUUUUGGAUUCUCUCUCCUCUUUUUUUCCAACUGUUUCUUCGAUUCCGAUCAACGUUGAUUUUGUCUCCGUUUCUCUAUAUCUCCGGUAAGAUCUUUGAUUACCCUUGUUUUCUCAAGGAGAGACACCGUCAAAACCAAAAAAACAAAAGAAAAAUAAUCACGAUCUGGGGUUUCGAUUUUUUUCCCAAUCAAUUUCAUUUUUUUUCCAAUUAAUCGUAUACGGUAUUUUCCAUAUAUUUGUUUGAUUGCUGAAUAGAUUUGAAGUACCUAGGUUUUGUUUUUUUGUGUUUUAAAGAAAAACAGGAAAUUGAAUUGAAUUAGGGUUUGUGUUUGGGUAUCUGGAAAAAGUUGUUUUGUUUGUUUCCUUGUGAAUUUUGAUUGAGAAGAGUUGUGUGUUGUGGUUGUUGAUAAUAUGGCGGCAGGGCGGCUCGAUGUGUCUAGGAGGCGGGGUGGUGGUGGUUAUUUUGAUGAGGUGAAGUGGGGUGGUGAUCGUGGUUUGGUACGGAAAAAUGGGUAUCAUAGUUCAACGAUUGUGCCUAGUUUUGAUUUUAGACGAAGUGGGUUUAGUUGUAGAGAUGGACAACGACAGUCAGGGGAGCCGUGGCAAUUUAAUGCCUUCGGUUCCUCGAAGUAUGAGGAAGGGGAGAUACCAGCAAAUGAAGAUGGGGUUCAAUUGCCCGCAGAGAAGAAAAGGAAGUUUUCUCCUAUUGUAUGGGAUGUUGAGGAGAAAAAAGCGAAGAUUUCUUCAAAGAAUAGAGUUGUUCAGAGGAGUAGUACUCGGGAUUUAAAUGUUGUUUCAGACGAGGAUGUUGUGAAAAGUCCUGUCAAAGGAGGAUUGGAGCUUGUGGUGGACAAGGAUUGUGUGGAUGGAGGAUCAGCUGAUGGUAUUGGAUCUGAGUAUCCAGCCCCUUUGUCUCCUUCAUUGCAUCCAAAGAAAGAUGGGGGUUAUGACCAAGAGCAGGGACAAGUGGAGGAGGAAGAGCUUCCUGAAGCACGGAAUAUAGCCAUGUCCCGGUGGGCUUCUGAUGAUGAUUCUCCAAGGGAUACCACUUUGAUUGAUGAUAAAGGAAUGCAUGGAGAAAUGGUGUACAGGACAGAUUUGAUUAAUAGAGAAGGGUUCCAGAGAGAAGUCUCAGAUAGAGAUGGAUCAAGUUCAUCUCUAUCGGAUGAAAGAGGUUUCAGUGGCAGCUCUGCUUCGGAAUAUGAAUUGCAAAAUGAUGUCAUGGACAUUGAUGAUAUUAGGGAUGAAAAUGCCAGUGAGAAUGAGAUGGAGCAAACCGCUGGUGAAGAGCCCACAGUUACUAACCAAAGGGGGUUUAAUAUGCUAGAGGGUUGUAGAAGUGUGUUCGAGUAUGAAAGACUCAAUGAAAUCAAUGAAGGAACCUAUGGUAAAGUGUACAAAGCCAGGGAUAAGAAGACUGGAGAAUUUGUGGCUUUGAAGAAAGUGAAGAUGAAUGUCGGAAGAGACAAAUACUUGGAAGAGUAUGGUUUCCCCUUGACAUCUUUGAGGGAGAUUAACAUUCUUACGUCUUUUGAUCACCCUUCAAUUGUGAGAGUUCAAGAAGUUGUGAUGGGGGACCUUGAUAGUGUUUUCAUGGUGAUGGAGUACAUGGAACAUGAUCUCAAGGGGCUGAUGCAAGCGAUGAAGCAGCCUUUCAGUACAAGUGAAGUCAAAUGCUUAAUGCUACAGCUUUUGGAAGGUGUCAAAUAUCUUCAUGAUAAUUGGGUGCUUCACAGGGAUUUGAAGACAUCAAACCUUCUUUUCAAUAACCAGGGAGAGUUGAAAGUAUGUGAUUUUGGGAUGUCACGCCAGUAUGGUAGCCCAUUGAAGCCAUAUACCUCUCUGGUGGUUACUUUGUGGUACAGGGCACCAGAACUUCUUCUUGGAGCAAAGAAAUACUCUACAGCAGUUGAUAUGUGGUCAGUGGGUUGCAUAAUGGCUGAAAUGUUGACCAAGGAACCCCUAUUCACAGGGAAAGGUGAAAUUGAUCAGCUUGACAAGAUCUUCAAAACUCUUGGCACACCAAACGAGACUAUUUGGCCUGGGUUAUCAAAAUUGCCAGGGGCAAAAGCAAAUUUUGUUCAGCAACCGUAUAAUCAGUUACGGAAGAAGUUUCCUUUCACACCUUUCACAGGAUCUCCAGUUCUCUCUGACUCAGGAUUUGACUUGCUAAACAGACUCCUAACUUAUGACCCAGAGAAGCGAAUAACAGCAGACGACGCUCUUAAUCAUCCCUGGUUUAAUGAGGUCCCACUAUCAAAAUCAAAAGAAUUCAUGCCUACUUUCCCUCCUCAGUAUGCAAAGAACAGGCCUAAUCAAAGAACAAUGAAGUGUCUAGAUUCCAGGAGCAUCGGUGAAGGAAGGCAGUACCAGGUGUUAUCUGGCACAUAUUGGUGGAUAUCAUCCUUUGGGAUUUGCAUCCUUUUUUGUAAUGAUCCUGCAGUCCUUGACCCACAAGGUCCUGAGUAUUGACCUUUUUCUUUGUCUUCCAUUGUUUCUGUUCUCUUUUAAUCAGCUUGAGUUCAGAAUGAGUGUAAAUAUUUCUCAACUCAUUUAUAAAUGAUUAGAUUUAUUUAUACAUAUCUUUUCAUUUAGUGCUGAACUGUUAUUCAAUCUAUUUUCUUGUAUAUUCAAACUUUGCUUGCUAGAGAGAACUGAUGUAAGGCAAUGGAUUGGGGCGCUGAUAUUUAUGGUCACUUGUAAGGUACUGAAUCUCCUAUUUGUUUGAUGAUUAUGUAAUCUGGUUUUAUAUUUUUGCUUGUUUUGAUCCAGAUUAAAAUUUCCCCUGACAUUCGGUUGAUUCUACUUUCACGUUGACUCUUUUUAUGCUCUCACAAAAGCCAAGACUGUAUUUGAUAUCGUUGCCUUCAUUUAUUAUUCAGAGUCAGCUUUCUGCUUUUUAAAUUCAGCACAUGAAAGCCUGUCCUAUUUUACGCUUUUGUGGUUCAGCUUGUCAAUGCAUUUUCUAUCAAGCUCAAGAAAAAGAAAAGUAAUGUUAAGCUGCUAUAGCAUUUUGUUAGGCUCUCAUUAUUCAAUGUAAAAAACAUAUCUGAUAACCUGUGAAGUUUGUUUGGAAAGUGCUCUUUAUAGUGUUAAAUCAGGUGCACCUUUUGAGAUAAUUCUGAUGUAUAUUUGCGAACAAAUGAUGCAUAACUUACAUAUACAUCCAUGCUUCGCUGAUGUGUCAUUAGCCUCUGUUGGUUUUUCACUUUUGGACCUCUGUCAACACGUGUAAAGAUUUUUCAUUUUUCAUUUAUAUAUGUUAUGUUCUUUUGAUUCUGAUCCCUGUAAAUUUCCGAGUUACCAGCUUCCUUCAAUGAUGGCUGCUAUAGAAUUUGCAACUACUCAGCUACCGUGUUUCUCAAGUUCUUUUGGUUGGAUGUUCAGCCGGUAUGUGAAUAGAAUGUGGAAAGGUUAACCCCCUUGCUCUUUUUUUCUACUCCAUCAUCGCUUGUUAGUCUGUUCUGACUGACUUGUCUUUCAUGAUCCUAGAUCAUUUUGUACAUGCAUCCUUUUCUUUGCAAAAAUGUGCUCCCGUGCAGGUUUGGAGGAAUAUCCCCAGCUCCCUCCAUGACCACCUGUUCAUGCGUGUGGGAGUAGAAGGGGUUUAAUGUUGCAGAACAUAAAAAGAAUUGCACAUGCAAUUGCCUCCCAUGUGCUCUGCUUUCCCACACUACUUCACAAAUUCUUGGAUUCUUGUCUCUCGAUUCUUUGGGCUUUUGAGUUACAGCAGCGUUUAAUAUCGAGAAGACUGCCAAACGUGUUGUGGCCUAAUGUUUAGGAAGCAAGCAAUAUGUGAAUGCGCAAUUGUUCAUUUGGACGUUUCAGUUCAAUCUUCUCCUCUGUUUCUUUACCAGGAAUAAUGUUCUGAUCAUUUUGUGAUGAACACAGCUCAAAAAUACUUUGAAAUCAAUGACAUUUAUUAAUACAGAGGUAUUUUUCUCCCGAAACAUAUGCUUCGUCUGACUUUGAAACACGAGCUUAUUUUGCUUCACUUGAACACCUACAUGGGGCAUGGUUUUGCUUUCGACAGAACAAACAUCACAGAAGUUCAGGAGCACCAUUUGUCAAUGAGUAUUCUUGUUCGCGGAGCCAUUAAGUAGAGGAGCGAUAAUCCUGAAUGCUCAAUGAUGUCAAAACUCCUCUUGAGCUCGUUACCUGCGGAGGCGGUAUGUAGGGGGGCAAUAAUUCUCCAGUCCUGAAUGUUCGUUCACCUGUUAUGCUUUAUCAAUGGACGAGAGAGUUGUAAAAUCGAUGUCCCAUGUAAAUCAGCCAUUUAUAUGGACUGAAGAUGUUAUGUUAUAAAAACUUAGAUGAUCUUAAAUGAGAAAUGGGGCCAAAAAUUUAUAUGAA